AUGAAAUCGAUGUAUCAAGUGAACAACUACGAGGACCAUUUUAUGUAUCCUAAAAACAAUGUCAGUAGGAUAAUCAAAACAAAUGAUGAAAAAAAGGAAUAUAGAAUUAGCUUAAAUAACAUAAGAAAAAUGGAGGAAUCAUAUAGAGAUGCAAAAAAAAAUGGUAAGUAUGAAUAUUUAGAUGCUAGUCAUUUGGAAAUGUUAGACUUAAACAAAAAUAUCCAGAACAUAUUGCCAAAACCAGUAAAACCAACUUUAAAUUUGGAAAGUUUAUGUAAACAAACCAGUGCUAUUUUAAGGCACAAUAAAAGCAUGAUUGGAGGCAUGAAGAUUGGCGAACAACAACUGCAGCAGCAACAGCAGCAACAGCAGCAACAGCAACAACAGCAGCAACAGCAACAACAGCAACAACAGCAAAAUAUAAAACGUAUUUACGAAUUAGGACUUCCUCAAGUCAUUGGUACAUACAUUCAACCAUUAAAUAAAAAGCAAGAUGAUAGUUCAAAAAGAGGUAAUUUAGAAAAAGACUCUUUCUCUUUAGCAUCGGCAUCUCCUUUUUUCCAUCCUCCUAAUUUUUCUACGAAAUUAAUUCAUGCACCUAACAAAUUUGUACCCUUAAAUAUAAAUAAUAAAAGCACAAACGUAUAUGGAUUGCCAUCCUAUCUAAUUCCUGAAGAUAAACCCCAGAACCUAACUGUUACAGUUGUACCUAAUAAAGAUAAAUAUAUUCUAGAAAAGGAGGCAAAACAUCUAAAGACAUUAUUAGAUAACUCAUCUCAAGGAAUUGUUAAUUCAACACCUGAUUAUCAAAAAAUUAUUUCUCCCUCUAGAUUAUCUAAUAGUAAGAAUAAGGAAAACAACAACGAUUUUGGAAACAGUCAUAAUAACAUCAACCAUAAUAAUGAAAUAGAAAGUAACUUCAGUUUUGGGAAAAACGAAACCUUGGAAAACACGCGAGAGGAGUAUAAUUAUGAAAAUAAUACAGAAAAUGACGUUGACUAUUUUGUUAAUGAAUUUCAUGACUCCAAUAAUUAUAGGUCUUCUCAAAAAAUGAACGAAUUGAUUAUGAAUGAUUCAUUUGGUACCCAUGAACAUGUGUCAUGUCAUUUAAAAUCCAGUAAACAGUUGGAUAAGGCUAGAAAUAAUAAACUUAUCCAAAAAAGAAAAAAUGGUAUCAACGCAUUUAAUGAAUUGAAUAAAGAGGAAUGUGACAGAGGGGAACAUAUCUCGGAUGAACAUGACAUGGAUAUACGUGGCACGGAUGAAGAUAGCCCGAAUGUACAUGACACAGAUGAAGGUAAAGAUCAUAAUAAAAACGUGUCAUCUGCAAAAAGAACCCAAUUAACAAAAAAAAAAGAAUAUAAUCCUUUAUUAAAAAAACUUGAACCAUUAACAUGCUUUAAAAAUCCGAAAACAUAUAUUAAUAUACGUUUAGGAAAACCUAAAAAGUUUUAUAUUACUCACAGCUCUGAUCCUAUAGAUAAAAAAUUACGAGACUGGCACAACACACACAAUAGCCAAAUAGCAUGGAACAAAAAUAGAAGAGGUGUUUACACUUUUGGAAAGACAGAAGUUGCUUUAAGUUUAGUUCACGAUAAAAUUAUAGUUAAAAGAAUUAAUGGGAAAGAGGUUAAAGAUAAUUUAUUAACCGUUGAAAAAUUUGUCUCACUAAAUGAAUUAUUCGAACUUCAGCAAGAACAGAAUGAUAUACUACUAAAAAAAAUGGAAAAUAGAACUGUAGCUUUUUAA
Messenger RNA from Plasmodium malariae, 1749 nucleotides. Its product is annotated as conserved Plasmodium protein, unknown function. The transcript has a single exon. Lineage: Eukaryota; Apicomplexa; Aconoidasida; Haemosporida; Plasmodiidae. Bases 1 to 1749 code for a protein of 582 amino acids. The record is from RefSeq and is a predicted model, not a curated record.